GUCUCAUUAGUAUUCCGUCAAAGUGAGUUACAAUAAAGCAAUUUUCAAUUAAGUUUAGAGCUCACAUCACUUCAGUUUUCCUUAUUUUUUUUGGUUUAUUAGUUUUCCCUUUUUCGUUUGGAAAUGAUGGCUUUGGUAAAAUCGAUAAUCGGCUUAUUGUGGCUGCAAUUGGACGUGCUCAGUUUCAGGAUCCUGGGAUAUAUCAUGCGGCGCUUUUUGCGUUCGGCCAUGAUUGUCUUCAGUUGGUUCGUGGUCCCAUUUAGCCGUUACAACAACAUCAAGGUGAUUCGCCGUAAAUUGCCGCCCAUACGCAGCCAUCUGUUGGAGAUACCAGCCGUCGAUUUGGCCAAACUGAUUCGCAACCGUAAGAUUAAAAGCGAAGAAGUGGUUGAGGCCUAUAUAGAACGAUGUCGACAGGUAAAUCCGCUGAUCAAUGCCAUUGUACAGGAUCGCUUCGAGGAGGCCCUGGAGGAGGCACGCGAAAUAGACAAUGUCAUUGCCAUGGGCAUCAAUAGCGUGGAAUCGAUGGAAGAACACACUCCACUUCUGGGCAUCCCAGUGACGGUGAAGGAGAGCAUUGCCGUCAAGGGUCUGACCAAUCAGGCGGGUCGUGUCUUCAAGACGCCUCAGAUAGCCAAGUCGGAUGCUCCGGUGGUGGAGCAGAUCAAGCGCUGUGGCGGCAUCAUCUUGUUGGUUUCCAACACACCAGAGCUGUGCUUGCUCUGGGAGACAUACAACAAUGUGACUGGUCAGACAAAGAAUCCCUACGAUCUGAAGCGCACGCCGGGAGGCUCUUCGGGUGGAGAAGCAGCACUGCUGGCCAGUGGAGCUUCCCUGCUGGGCCUGACCUCGGAUAUAGGCGGAUCAUCGCGUUUGCCCGCCAUGUUCAGUGGCAUUUGGGGUCACAAGCCCACACCGUAUGCCGUCUCGUUUCGUGGCCAUCAUCCCACUUCGGAUCAGCCGACAUGGGGUGACUUCUUCACCAUUGCCCCCAUGACACGCUAUGCCAAGGACUUGCCGCUGCUGCUGAAGUGCAUGAGUGAUCCGACUGGACCGAAAUUGACAUUGGAUAAGGAGAUCAGUGCCCAUGGCAUACGUUUCUUUUUCAUGGACAACGAUGGACCCUCGGGUAUGAUGCGUCCUCUGAGCCGUGACCUUCAUACGGCAAUCAAUCGAGUGGCCAGUGAUUUCAAUGCCAAACGUGUGAAUAUACGCAAAAUGAAAUGGUCACUGGACAUCUCGCUGUCGGCCAUGCUGACCAUGAAGAAUAUCGAGACCAUUUACCACAAGACCGAGGAGGGCGAGGAGCCCAAAACGGUGUGCAAGGAGACAGUCAAAUAUUUCUUUGGCUGCUCUGACAGUAUUCUACCCUCGGUGAUCUUUGGCCAUUUGCAGAAUUUCAUGAAAAUAAUACCCAAUUCGCGGCACAAGCAUUUGGCCAGCAUCAUUGAGGCGCUCAAGACUGAAUUCAAGGAGCUGCUGGGCAACGAUGGUGUCUUCCUCUAUCCCACAUUUCCCAAUACAGCGCAUCAGCAUUAUCAGAUCUAUCACAAGCUGCUGGAGCCGAUGUAUAUGGCCAUAUUCAAUACACUUGGCCUGCCUGUUACCAAUUGCAUGAUUGGCCUGGAUCGUCGCAAUUUACCCAUGGGCAUUCAGGUGGUGGCCAAUCCCGGUCAGGAUCAUCUAUGUCUGGCGGUGGCACGUGAAAUGGAGCGACGCUAUGGCGGCUGGGUGCGUCCCCCCUCAGAGGAUAGUCAUAGUAGCAAUAGCAGCAGCAGCAGCAGCAGUGGAAAACAACGUGGUUAGUCCUUUAGAUACCCAACACACACACGGCUUUAAUCCUUUCGAACGUGAUCCUUUCUGUACUUUCAUUUUGAAUAUAGCAAAUAAAUUUAUGUAUCUCUACUAAAUCUUCAUCAAAUUGUCAGCGAUAAAAAAAAAAAAUUGGUUUCAUCCUAAUUCAUUGCAUUAAAUUAUUCAAACGCCUUGUCAACAAAAUUAUUCACCCUUAUCUUAUCGUAUAUAUAUAUAUAUAUACCUAAAUAUAUGUAUUGUUUUGUGUAAAUAUUCGUUUAGCUUCUAAGUGUUAGAUUGCUACAAAUAUUAUAAAUAUUUUAUAUAUAUAUAUAUAGUAAUAUUUCCUUUAGUAACUAUUUUUGAAAACAUAAACACAGAGACAAAUUGUUGAAUAAAUUUUUACUAAAAAUCAAA
Drosophila willistoni is the source of this 2211-nucleotide messenger RNA. Its product is annotated as fatty-acid amide hydrolase 2. NCBI's taxonomy places the organism in Eukaryota, Metazoa, Arthropoda, Insecta, Diptera, Drosophilidae. Bases 124 to 1806 code for a protein of 560 amino acids. The record is from RefSeq and is a predicted model, not a curated record. The transcript is spliced from 4 exons.